Messenger RNA from Salvia hispanica, 1459 nucleotides. Its product is annotated as transcriptional regulator STERILE APETALA-like. NCBI's taxonomy places the organism in Eukaryota, Viridiplantae, Streptophyta, Magnoliopsida, Lamiales, Lamiaceae. The record is from RefSeq and is a predicted model, not a curated record. Gene Ontology annotation, molecular function: protein binding.
AUGUCAACUUCCUCUUCAUCGUCCUCCACCCAAGGAGGAGAGCUCGAAGCUGGCCCUUCAUCCUCUCGCAGUAGAAUGAGGUCAAGCAAUGACGUUUGGCCCGAGCCCUUCCUCGAAGCCCUCGCUGUCCAUGUCGCCGUUGAUGCCUCUCGCACCAUCGGCCGCCUCGCCGCUGCUCAAGCCCUCUUCAACAUUUUUCAGGUGUGUUCGACGUGGCGAGCCAUAUCACGGUCCGAUCUUCUGUGGCAAAACCUGGCGCGAAGCAUCUGGAACGUUGGCGAGCUCGUCCUCCGCGCGUCGUGGCGGGAGGAGUACGUCUACCGCCACCGCACAGCCGCCGCUUUCCGGUCGCGCAGGUACGAGCACGCAACCCUCCAGUUCGUCAACGACGACGGCCUCAUCUGCCGCCGCCUCGCUCUCUCCGACCAUCACCUCGCGGCGGGUUUCUCCGACGGCGCCGUCCGCCUCUUCCACAUCCCCAGCCGCCUCCACCUGUCCACCUUCUACCCGCAGUACCGCGACCGCCUCGGCCGCUCCAGCGCCGUCUCCGGGAUCAUCCUCUUCCACUCCCGCCUCGUCUUCGCCACCCUCGACGGCGACAUCCACAUGGCCGCCUUCAACGCCGUCUCUCCCCUCCGUAGGGCCCACCUCGGCGAUGUCGUCAAGGACGGCGUUCUAGUCGACUUCGCCGGCUGCCAUCGCUGGUGGGUCGGUCUCUACGCAGGUGUUCCGGGGCGGGCAUUCCGCAUAUGGAACGGAGAAACGGAAGAGCUGGUUUCUUUCGGUGGCAGGCUGACCGAUCCGGAGGCAGUGAUGGGGUGGCGUAUGCUGACGGAGCUGACCGGAAUCAUUGGCCGGAUCAGGGUGGUAAGCGGCGACAUGGCGGUGGCAUGCACCAGGGAUAGGGUUGUGGUGCUCCACUUGCUAAACCAAGGGGUAUUGGAGGAGAGGGAAGAGGAGUUUCAGAGAGGAAUCGUUGUAGGCGCCUUUGACGCCUACAACGAUUUGGCCCUGGUGCCCGACGCACAGGGAGAAGCGACUGUGCGUCGGGUGGGUGGCAUGGAGGAGGUGUGUAGGUUCACAAUGAGAGAGGGGGUUUCAUUUGGGUGCAUGAAUGGUGGGUAUGGAGUGACAUGGGGUGGUGGGGUGAUUAGGGUUUGGGAUAUUGAGCGUGGUCAAUAUUUGUAUAGUUUUAGAGAGAGAAUUGGAGAGUGCAAUGCCCUAAUUGCAGAUGGGAGGUUUGUGGCUGCAUGCUGUGAUGAUGCUACCAUUCAUUUGUGGGAUUUUGGGGCUCAAUAAUAAUCAUAUAAAAAAGUGUAGGGUUUUCAAAAUGUGUUAGGGUUUUAGCUUGAUUGGUGUGGUUGAAAUUAAAUCUUGGGAAAUUAGGGUUUUUGACAUUAGUCAUUUUCAUGGUUUAGGGUUUUAGGGAGAUAGAAGUAUUUGUCUGUUAUUAGUAAGG